This is a messenger RNA of Tauraco erythrolophus (red-crested turaco), 1531 nucleotides long. NCBI's taxonomy places the organism in Eukaryota, Metazoa, Chordata, Aves, Musophagiformes, Musophagidae. The record is from RefSeq and is a predicted model, not a curated record.
GUGACCUGCAAACUCCUUUUCCCCAUAACCAGCUCUUACAGCUCAUUGUAUACAACCUGGAAGAUCAUAGAGCUCAUGAAAGAGAAGUCUGCAGUUACUAACUGGUUGUCUUCAGUAAAAUCACUGCUACCUGUUACAACUCAGGUCCCUGCCCAUGUUUUUCUUCUGCUGGCUUAUCUACUGAUCCAAGAAAAUGGCGACAGUCUUCGUGAUGUACUCCAGGCUACUACGGAAAUAGCCAAGGCUGAUUGUUCUCAGGUCCCAAAUCUGAUCCCGGUUCUGGUAUUUAAAUUGGGAAGACCAUUGGAGCCUGCACUUUACAGAGAUGUAUUAUAUACAUUGCCUGCACUGGGUGUACACAAGGUUUGUGUAGCUCAGAUUCUACGCGCCAUACACAUGCUGGGGAGCACACCAAAGCUUAGAGCAAUUAGUUUGCGACUGAUGACAUCCUUAUGGGAAAGACAGGAUCGGAUUUACCCAGAAUUGCAGAAGUUCUUGGCGGCGUCGGAUAUGCCCUCUUUGUCCGCUGACAAAGAUACUCAGUGGGAAAAGCUGAUUGCUAAAGCUGCUUGCAUAAGAGAUAUAUGUAGGCAGAGGCCAUACCAGCAUGGAGCAGACAUGUUGGCUGCAAUUUCCCAGAUGUUACAUGAAUGCACAAAGCCUGACCAAGCUUCACCCGCAGCCAUAGUGUUACAGGGUCUUCAGGCGCUUUGUGAGGCGGAGGUUGUUUGCAUCCGUUCCACAUGGAAUGCUCUGUCACCAAAGCUGAGCUGUGAUACAAGACCCCUCAUUUUAAAAGCACUGAACGAAUUGUUUGCCUUGGUUCCCUCAUUAACAGUGAAUACAAACGAAUAUGAGGAUGCUGUUGUAGCCAUUUCAGCCUACAAAUCACUCUCAUCGUUUGGCUCUGAAGAACAUACAAUUCUUCAUCUUCCUGAACAGGCACGACCAGAAGUUGACUCCCUGGAGGAGGCAGACAUUAAUGAAGAUGAAGAGGAGAAGGAGGUGGAUCUUUUUGUUCCGGGUUCUUCAUAUAUCAAACUGUUGUCUCUAACGCCAGCUCCUGUUUUAGGAGCAUUUGAAGAGUUUGCAGCGUCACUUGUGAAGCAGGAGAUGACCAACAUGCCCCGUGGUGUGUAUCAUUCUGCCUUGAGGGGAGGGACCACACGCUCAGAGCAGGGGAAGACCAUGGCAGGUGUUCCAAACUUCUUGCUGAAAAUGUAUGAGAGGAACAAACAACCAGGCAUGACACCAGGCCUUGCAGCUGGCAUGUUGUUCUGUUACGACCUUCCAGUCCACAUGGGCAAAGACGGCAAGCCUAUUAGUCGGUUUCUGGCCAGCAGGGGACGGAAUUUCCAGCAGACGUUGACAGCCCUCAUUCAUGAGAGGAACCUUUUAUUCAGAGCACGGGAUGGAUUCUGUGUUGACAGUGAACCAGAACUGUGUAAAGAAGGAAAUGUUUUAUCUAACAGUCAUCCUGUACUUGUUACAGAAGUUGGAAGAGGUGGAAUGAUUGAGAUACGGGUUGCAG